AUGGAAUGCAAACAAAUAAUUGAGCAAACUGUUUUGUUCCAUUUCCUGCCAGAGCUCAGCGCAACGCUCAAGAGUCUGACAUCAACCGAGGAUUUUCUCAAUCCUACAGUCCCGGUUAUCCCCUCUCCGAAUGACCCAGAUGCGUACACAGGUUACACGGGUGUAGAAAAUCGACGAGGCUCCCUUGACAGGAAUCAUCUUGGGCACUCUGACCAUCUGGGUCUGCUCGUUGACCACAUCAGUGAAACCUACACUGCGACCGUUCAGCGCCUUGAGCCGCUUCUUCGAGGGGGAAACGACACUUAUGAUCUCCUGAAUAUGGUGUUCAAACCAGGGUGUUAUGUCUAUACCACUUGCUUGGGUACUGGAAAAUCAUUUUGUGAGAUUUUUGAUGCUGACGAGGAAUUGACGACGCUCGGCAUCUUAUAUUACAAGCUGGAAUAUCACUAUCUGGACAACGAUGGACAAGUAUUCGGCGAGGUUGGCAUUGAGCUGGCUAUUGUCGAGUAUCGAGGAUCGAAGCUGAUACAUUUCCUCGAAGCCUUUCCGUUGGCCUACCAUCCAGACCGCAACCGGAUCUGGCAGGAUCUAGUGAAGUGUGGGCGCGACUUUCCUGAGCUUAUUGGUAGCAGCGCAGGAGGUGCUGCGGCUCCUAUUAUGUACUGUCGAGGCACGGCUUUCACCGUGAAAAACGAUAAGGCGAUUGCGAUAAAUAUUGACAGUCGAGUCGCGUUCAAUCGCUUGCAACUGUUAGAAGACAAACGCCACAUCCUUUUGUCAGUAAUAACCUCUCGCCUGUGCAGCAAAGGCGAAGUGGCUUUUGAUGACUUCAUCGAAGGCAAAGGAUGUAGUCUGAAUGUCCUACUUUAG
This is a messenger RNA of Aspergillus tanneri, 870 nucleotides long. RefSeq lists its product as uncharacterized. The transcript has 2 exons. NCBI's taxonomy places the organism in Eukaryota, Fungi, Ascomycota, Eurotiomycetes, Eurotiales, Aspergillaceae. Bases 1 to 870 code for a protein of 289 amino acids. The record is from RefSeq and is a predicted model, not a curated record.